Cynara cardunculus var. scolymus (artichoke) is the source of this 1081-nucleotide messenger RNA. RefSeq lists its product as uncharacterized. The record is from RefSeq and is a predicted model, not a curated record. Lineage: Eukaryota; Viridiplantae; Streptophyta; Magnoliopsida; Asterales; Asteraceae. The transcript has 5 exons. Bases 81 to 839 code for a protein of 252 amino acids.
CCAUAGCCAUAUUACCUUCUCUGUUCUUCAUCUUCAUCAAAAACCCACCAAAUUCAACACUCUCUCUUUCGUCAAGAAUCAUGGUUGAAUCAUCGUCUUCAUCAAAUUUACCUGUGUGGCUUGAAUCUCUACUCUCUGAGAAAUUCUAUAAUGCUUGCGUAAUUCAUCAAGAUUCAAAAAAGAACGAGAAGAACAUCUUCUGUCUUGAUUGUUGUGAGGGUAUCUGUCCUCACUGUCUAACCCCUCAUGGCUCUCAUCGUCUCCUACAGAUAAGGAGGUAUGUGUAUCAUGAUGUUAUUAGACUUGGAGAUGCUGAGAAAUUGAUGGAUUGUUCUUAUGUUCAAUCUUACACAACAAACAGUGCAAAAGUUGUGUUCUUAAAUCCAAGGCCACAAACUAGAGCAUGUAGAAACUCAAGCAAUUGCUGCAUCAGCUGCGACAGAGCCCUGCAAGACCCAUAUCUCUUCUGCUCUAUUUUCUGCAAGAUUAAUCAUAUUCUAAGAAGUGAAGGAAUGAUGUCUGAAUACUUGCACGACUGCGAGGUGCUCACUUUACCGGAACCGGGUUUUGACGACGGUCUAAUGACACCUGACUCGGUCCUUGAACCUUUCGUUUCACUAAGAACUUCAUCUGGCUCGAGCGCCAGCUGCGGAGCCGCCGUCGUCGGAUUCGACUGCCGGACAAUUGCUUCCACUGCGACCACUGAGAUUGUGAGAAAAAAGAGAAGCUCAAAGUCGACAAUCCGACCGGUAGCUGCUUGUCUGCCGGUUACUUCUUUGCCGUCAGAAUUCUCGGCGAAUCGGCGGAAGGGUGUCCCCCGCCGUUCGCCUUUUCUAUGAAGUUUUCCGGUUAAAAGUCGUAGAAGUGAUAGAGAAAGAAAGAGAAGAGAAGAGGGCUAGGAAAUGGACCUGCAUUACGAUGAACGGUCAAGAUUUCUUUGACUUUAAUCUAACGGAUAGUAUUAGUUCUUGGACGCUCGAAUUUGUGCAACUGUUUUGCAUCCCGAAGGUAGGGACAUAAUCGGUAUUUCCGAAGUUUCCGAAAAUUGUCCUUGUAAUAUAAUAGAAUAUAUAGAUCAGUA